CAACAUCCGACCAUUCCUUCUCUUGACCUUUGACCUUUGACUGUAUUACCGUCCACCAAGACGGUUUUCCCGCAAGUGUUAUCUGAACUGCUAAAUAUCCUAUUUCUUUCUAUCGGCGGGUUGCACAGCUGCUAGCAGCGAUGGACGUCGCGUACGAUCAUAUCCAGGAGGAGAUCUUCAAGACCGACUCCAAGUCGGCUGGCGGUUCCCAGGACGACGGCGCCAAAUCUCAGCAAUCCAAUCUUGACCUCAGCACCGAAUUCCAAGAGACAUUCCGCGCAUUCUCAUCUAGUGCCUGGGGCGUACGCAUUGGCGGUUUUAUCGACAAUGUCCGCAAACAAGGCGAGAGUUACUACGAAGGCGCCCGCCAAGAGUACGCCGCUGCGAGCGAGGAAGCUGUAAAGGGUAUCUCUGGUUUAAGGGACAACAUCGUUGGACGAACGCGCGGACUUUCUCUGAGCACCGCAUUCUCAAGCAAGGACGAGGAGAAAGACAAUAAGGAUGAGGCGAAGACGCCCACAUUGUCAAAGACAAAGGAUGGCGAGCCAGUACAACAGCAGGGGGACGAGGGUAGUGCGGAGGCCGCAAGUGAAUCUGGAGAGGGCUUCUUUUCCCGCUUCAAGGCGGAGGCUUCCAGGCGGCUCAAGGAAAUAGAGAAAGCAGAGGAAGCUGCUGAUGAGGCGAUCUUGCGGUUCGGGAUGAAUAUCAGCCAGAAACUUCGUGAGGCAGUUAGCAUUGUACCCCCUAAUUCGGAAGAGGCGAAUAAGGGGCAGCUCCUGUUUGAAAGCAAGGAUUCGGAGGGAAAGAGGGUCAUCCAUGCCACGCGCUUCGAUGCUCAACUACAUGUCAUUCAUUCUAAUCUGGAGAACUUCACCAAGGACCCCGUCAGCGACGAGUGGCCAACUUUUAAGACGGGGUUUAAUGUUGACAGCAAAACCAACGCGAUUGCUACAGACUUGGAAACAUACCCUGAACUCCGGUCAGUCAUGGAGAAGCUCGUGCCUGAGAAGGUUGAGUACGCUGAUUUCUGGUGCCGGUACUACUUCCUCCGUCUGGUCGUAGAAACGGAAGAGAAGAAACGCAGGGAGCUUCUUAAAGGCGCUGUUGAUGACGAGGAGGAAGUUGGCUGGGACGACGACUCUGACUCCGAGUCUGAGUCUCCAUCCACACCUCAAGUCAAGGCAAACAAGACUGCUGCAUUGUGCAAGCUGGACAAGGAUGGUUUACUUAAGCCCAGCGAACCGCGCCGAUCAAAUGACCAACAAUCCCAGGCCGAUAGCGAAUCCAGCUAUGAUCUCGUCAGCGGCACGACCAGCCGGGCUCCUGAGAGCCCAAAGGAAAAGACCCAUCUUUCAAGCACGGCGGAAGAUAGUGACGAAGAAGACUGGGAAUAAUUGCCUCCUUUCUUGAACCCGUCAUCCAUGGUAUAUUCACGGAUCAACCAUGGAUUAUACGAAUCUCCUCAGGACACAUGCGAGUCAUCUUGUCUUCUCCUGUUAUCUCAACUAUUCCUAAUAAGAGCAUGAUUGCUCACAUUCAUUAUAAACCGGUAUGCGACCAGGAUGCCAGACACGAGAGCCGAGACUGGGUCUCAGUGAAAUGGUAAUAAGCUAUGACGUACUGGAGUCACGGUUGGACCUAGCAACUUUUUUAUUUAUGGCGUUGUUUAUUUUACAGCUUUCGUUUCACUUGUCUCGGGUCUUCUCUUAGGCGUUCUGCGGGUCCCCUUCUUUCUCUUGUCAGAUUUUCUGGUUCCCUAACCUUGCUUUACUUGAUAAUCAGCAUCCGUCUCCCUCCCUCAUUGUUUAUACUAGUUACAGGUUUCCUACUGAAUGACUAAUCUGUGCUUCCCUGCCGUUUGCAAUCAUGUGCUUAAUAGUUUUUUUUUUUACAGUUUCGAGAGCUUGGAAUUUGAGACAUGUU
This is a messenger RNA of Monascus purpureus, 1923 nucleotides long. Lineage: Eukaryota; Fungi; Ascomycota; Eurotiomycetes; Eurotiales; Aspergillaceae. The record is from the annotation of a GenBank genome assembly.